CCCUCUUCUCUCUGUCUCUACCUCAUCUUCGCAACCCAACUCAAACCCUAUUUCAAAUUUUCUCUUCUCCCUCGGCGGUGCCGCCGCCUCACCAGGUCGCCGGAUCGCCGCCGGCUUCAGCUCCUCGGCGGCAUGGAGUCGCCGAUCGUUGGUGCUAGCGAGUCUCGCCGUCGCACGAGGUUCCGGAAACGGCGCCUCUAUCCAACGCCGCCAUCCGCCUCCGGCGGCGUCCCUCUCUGUCUUGCUCACUCCGCCGCCGCUGCUGCUCGCGCGGUGGCUCGCCGUCGCGGCCCUCCAUCUAUCUCUCUCCUAUUCCCAAAUCGGUAAUUCCCCAUACCGAUGAAACCGAGGAGCAGCGCCUCCUUCCUCGUCUCCGGCUGCUCGACGGCAGACCCACCGCCGCCUGUCGUCAUCCGCCGCUGCCUCCUUCUCACGCCUUCCGUUGACGUCGCGCCACCGACGGACAACCUCGUUCUAAGGUGCUGCAUCGGUGAGGGCUUGCAGGCUGGACUUGCCCCUUUUUGGGUGAGAGAGAAAUCUCGGCUGCUACCUGGCUGCACCGCGAGCGGGCCUGGAGUUGAUGUCUGGGCCGACGGCUGCUCGAAACGGGCCCUAAAUUGGGCCUGGAGAAAAGGCCCGAAAUGCACUCCAUAUUUUUUUCAUUUUCCUUUCCUUGUUUAUCUUUCUUUGGGGACUUAAUCCGUGUAAUCUAUUUUAUUAGUUGUUCAUUAAUUAA
Messenger RNA from Salvia hispanica, 736 nucleotides. The record is from RefSeq and is a predicted model, not a curated record. Lineage: Eukaryota; Viridiplantae; Streptophyta; Magnoliopsida; Lamiales; Lamiaceae.